AUGCUGGAUCACAGAACCAGGAUGGAGAGCUCCAAAAGGGAGAAGGUGGAUCAGAUCCUGUCGGAGUUUCGGCUCAAGGAGGAAGACCUGAAGAAGGUCAUGUACCGCAUGCAGAAAGAAAUGGACCGCGGGCUCAAGCUGGAGACGCACGAGGAAGCCUCCGUCAAAAUGCUGCCUACCUACGUGCGCUCCACGCCGGAGGGCUCAGAGGUCGGAGACUUCCUCUCACUGGACCUGGGCGGCACCAAUUUCCGCGUGAUGCUGGUCAAAGUGGGCGAGGGCGAGGAAGGGCAGUGGAAAGUGAAGACGAAGCACCAGAUGUACUCCAUCCCUGAGGACGCCAUGACGGGGACGGCCGAGAUGCUUUUCGACUACAUCUCCGAGUGCAUCUCCGACUUCUUGGACAAGCACCAGAUGAAGCACAAAAAGCUGCCCCUGGGCUUCACCUUCUCCUUCCCCGUGCGGCACGAGGACAUCGACAAGGGGAUCCUUCUGAAUUGGACCAAGGGCUUCAAAGCCUCCGGCGCGGAAGGCAACAACGUCGUCGGGCUCCUGAGAGACGCCAUCAAACGGCGAGGGGAUUUCGAGAUGGAUGUGGUCGCGAUGGUGAACGACACGGUGGCUACGAUGAUUUCGUGCUACUACGAAGAUCACCGGUGCGAGGUUGGGAUGAUUGUGGGCACGGGCUGCAACGCCUGCUACAUGGAGGAGAUGCACAACGUGGAGCUGGUGGAGGGCGACGAGGGGAGGAUGUGCGUGAACACGGAGUGGGGCGCGUUCGGCGCCUCGGGGGAGCUCGACGAGUUCCUGCUGGAGUACGACCGCGUGGUGGACGAGACCUCACUUAACCCCGGUCAGCAGCUCUAUGAGAAGAUCAUCGGCGGCAAGUACAUGGGGGAGAUCGUCCGGCUGGUGCUGCUGAAGCUCGUCGACGAGAACCUGCUCUUCAACGGCGAGGCCUCCGAGAAGCUCAAGACCCGCGGCACCUUCGAAACCCGCUUCGUGUCGCAGAUCGAGAGUGACUCGGGCGACCGCAAGCAGAUCUACAACAUCCUGACGGCCUUCGAGCUGCUGCCCUCGGGGACGGACUGUGACAUUGUGCGGAUGGUCUGCGAGAGCGUCUCCACCCGGGCAGCCCAGAUGUGCUCGGCCGGGCUGGCCGGCGUCAUCAACCGCAUGCGGGAAAGCCGGAGCCAGGACACCCUCAAAAUCACCGUGGGAGUCGACGGCUCCGUUUACAAGCUCCAUCCCAGCUUCAAAGACCGGUUCCACGCCACCGUACGGCAGCUGACGCCGGGCUGCGACAUCACCUUCAUCCAGUCGGAGGAAGGCAGCGGGCGAGGGGCCGCUCUCAUCUCGGCCGUCGCCUGCAAAAUGGCCUGCAUGAUCGGGCAGUGAGAGCGCAG
This is a messenger RNA of Rhea pennata, 1406 nucleotides long. It is a transcript of the gene GCK, whose product is annotated as glucokinase. Gene Ontology annotation, molecular function: mannokinase activity; glucokinase activity; ATP binding. Gene Ontology annotation, cellular component: cytosol; mitochondrion. Lineage: Eukaryota; Metazoa; Chordata; Aves; Rheiformes; Rheidae. The record is from RefSeq and is a predicted model, not a curated record. The coding region runs from base 1 to 1398 and encodes 465 amino acids. The transcript is spliced from 10 exons. Gene Ontology annotation, biological process: intracellular glucose homeostasis; carbohydrate phosphorylation; glycolytic process.